Messenger RNA from Spea bombifrons (plains spadefoot toad), 2838 nucleotides. RefSeq names its product drebrin 1 (gene DBN1). The transcript has 13 exons. Lineage: Eukaryota; Metazoa; Chordata; Amphibia; Anura; Pelobatidae. The record is from RefSeq and is a predicted model, not a curated record. Bases 76 to 1869 code for a protein of 597 amino acids. Gene Ontology annotation, biological process: regulation of actin filament polymerization; positive regulation of axon extension; positive regulation of dendritic spine morphogenesis. Gene Ontology annotation, molecular function: actin filament binding. Gene Ontology annotation, cellular component: postsynaptic density; actin filament; dendrite.
UCAUCCCUCCUUCCCUCCCUCAGUCCGCUGCCUCGUCUCUCCAUCCCCCGGCACACAAGUCAGCCUGCAGCCGGCAUGGCCUCCGUUACCUUUAAAACUCACCGCCUGGAGCUGCUGGCUGCCUAUCACGAUGUUAUCGAGGAGCAGAGCGCCACAGACUGGGCUCUCUAUACAUAUGAGGACGGCACAGAUACCCUCACGUUGUCCGCAUCAGGAGGUGGGGGUUUGCCUGACCUCGCCAGCCAUUUUGAGAACCAGAAAGUGAUGUAUGGUUUCUGCAGCGUGAAGGAACCCCAUGCCAUGCUAGCUAGAUAUGUGCUUAUAAACUGGGUGGGAGAAGAUGUCCCUGAUGCUAGGAAGUGUGCAUGCGCUAGCCAUGUAGCACAGGUUGCAGAUUUUUUUCAGGGCGUGGAUGUCAUUGUGAAUGCCAGCAGUGUGGAGGACAUAGAUCCUUUAGCCAUCGGUCAGCGCCUUUCCAAUGGCUCCGGGAGACUGGCAAGUCCUGUGUUACAGCGGCUCCAAGUCCGAGAGGAAGGGAUCACCGAUUCCGUGGGAACCAAUUACCAAAAGACAGAUGCAGCUGUAGAAAUGAAACGCCUCAACAGAGAACAAUUUUGGGAGCAAGCAAAGAGAGAGGAGGAGGAAAGGAAGCAAGAAGAGAGACAAAAAGCCCUGGAAGAGAGACUUCGAUUUGAGCAGGAACGUAUGGAGCAAGAGCGCAAAGAGCAAGAAGAGCGUGAAAAACGCUAUCAGGCGCGAGAACAGCAGAUAGAGGAACACAGGAAGAAGAUGCAAGAUGAGGAAGCCGAGGAGUCAAAAAAGAGAGAGAACAAUUCCAUAUUUAACUGCUUGUUUAUACCCUGUCAGGUGGAUCAGCGGGAAGAUGAUGAAAGCGCAGAACAAAAGAGAUUGGAGAGUGAAGUUGAGGAGGCAGCAGCCAUUAUCGCUCAGCGGACAGAGAACCCACGUGAAUUCUUCAAGCAGCAGGAAAGAGCCAGAUCAGAGUGCAGUACCUCUUUGCUAACACCUCGUACAGCAAUGAGAAGUUCCUCUGAGACUGGGGCUCCUCAUUCUCCUGAUAAGGAGCGUCGUAGUAGUUUGGGUGAAGAAUGGAACAAGAACUUGAGCGCAGAAAGUCCUGUGCAGGAUGGUGCAUGGAAUCCCCAAGGGCUGACAGAAGAUGUGUUUAUGGAAUCCCGUGAGGAGGAUGCAGGGUUCCCAGCUGCCCCUCAGUUGACUGGGAAUGAGGAGGAAUCUGUUAUGGAGCUGGGAGAAGUGGACCUCAUGUCAGAUCCACAUCCUCCUCCCACACAAGAGUCAUCAAACCUACUGGAUCUGUGGCAGAAUGAUGAACGACAGGAGGCACCCAGGGUAGAUGAAAGUGUAAUGGCUUCUCAUGGUGAUGUUCGUGCAGAGCAAAAGGUAUUUGAAGAAGCAGAGGCCUCUGUCCCUGUCCCAGAAGAUAACCUUUUGAACUUUGAGGAGCUACCUCAACCACCCCCCACAUUCUGUGACUUGGAAGCUGAAGAAGAUCCUCAGAGCAUUAUCCACAUCGAGGGCCCACAUCAGAUGACUCUGAGCUACCAGCAUGCAUUACAGGAAGCUUCUUGUCAUCAGCCAGAUCUCGCAGACUCUCUUCUGACCAAUGGGGAGACGUCACAAAGAGAAGGAACCCAGGCAAGCGAAGGAUAUUUCAGCCAAUCACAGGAUGAGGAUUUUGCUCAGUCAGAAGAAACAUCUGCAAAAGCCCCGCCCCCUGUCUUCUACAACAAGCCUCCAGAGAUUGACAUUACUUGUUGGGACUCUGAUCCUGUGAUGGAAGAGGAAGAUGAUGAUGAAGGAGGAGCUGGCUUUGGCGAAAGUGCUUAAAAAAAACCUGUAUAAUAGCCACUUAACACAUGUGUACAGGACAGGUGGCAGAAUCAAAUAUGUGACACAGCCGUGUAACAGCGAAGUAUUGUAGUAUUGGCUGAGGCUUCUGCCCCUGCCAGAGCUGUGUUAGUAAGACCCUGUCUUCUCCCCUCACCGUUCCAUCACCUUAAAUUAGGGUGGGGGCUGGAGACGGGAAGCUUCUUACUUCCCUGCCUUCCAGUUUAAUGUAAUGGGCUAGACCCAGUUUCGCUGACCUCUCCCUCUCUCUGCUUUCUGUUUGGAAUACUCUAAAUGCCAUUCUCCUCUAGGCUGAGCUGAAAUCAUGAAUCAGUGCGUAGAGCGUUACCCAAGCGCCUGGUUUGGAUUAGUGUUAUUAGCUGGCUUUAUUUCAUUAUUCUAUUUUCCCCUCUGUUUUAACUUUCCCCACAGGCCCAUGCCUGAUAGCCUUUUGCGCUCAGAUUGAGGGAUGCAGAGAGGUUUUCUUGUAGUUUUUAUCUUUGUAACCUGUCCUUGCAGCUUUUGUUUGUUUUUGUUUUGAUGAUACAAAUUAUAAACUUUAUGGCAAUAAUUACCCCAUAUACCCCUGAGCAAAGCCAUGGGGAGGGGGAAUACAUUCUCCACUGUAGCACUCUUUCCCCCCCACAGUAUUAAUUUGCUCUACGCUAAUAUUUAUUCCCUGGAUGUGGGGGUGACAUGCCUUGUACUUGGAUCACAAGCUCCUGCUGGUAGGUAUGAGAGGGGGAGGGGGUGAUAGGUAAGUUAUGUACAUACAGGUUUCUUCUGUUUCACACUCAAGUGGCUACUUGCACCCCCUCCCCCGUUUCUUACCUGCCACAAAAGCUUCUUUUUUUUUUUUUUUUUUUCUUUUUUUUUUUUUUCCUUUCAUGUUAAGUACUGUUCUUAAAGCACAACACUGUACAGACCGUGCUCGUGUUUAAAAUAAAGGAGACUGGAUCCAACCAAGAA